Peromyscus leucopus (white-footed mouse) is the source of this 4113-nucleotide messenger RNA. RefSeq names its product TRIO and F-actin-binding protein-like. Bases 1 to 3099 code for a protein of 1032 amino acids. The transcript has 5 exons. Gene Ontology annotation, cellular component: actin cytoskeleton. Gene Ontology annotation, biological process: positive regulation of substrate adhesion-dependent cell spreading; actin filament organization. The record is from RefSeq and is a predicted model, not a curated record. NCBI's taxonomy places the organism in Eukaryota, Metazoa, Chordata, Mammalia, Rodentia, Cricetidae. Gene Ontology annotation, molecular function: actin filament binding.
AUGGUGGCUUUCUUGAAUUCUAGAGCACUUCUGCCCACCCAGGGCACUGCCUGGGCUACAGCCUCUGUCCCAGCCGCCGGGCUCCAGGGUCCCCAGGGAGACUCCCACCGGGCCUGCUCUCAGGAGCCUCACAGCCCUUCCAGUGCCGAGGCACCUUACUGCGACUUGCCCUGCUGCCCACCGGCCUCUCAGGACCCGCUCGACACCACCACCUGUGCUGGCCACUCUGUGGAAGGCCUUGGCCUCAGGCAGGGGUCUCAGAGGGUCUGCUUUCCAACAGCAGCUCUCCCUGCAGAGAGCCUUGCAACUGCCCCAAGGAACAGGCCCCAGGACCCUGAGGUGGUACCCUAUCUGGAGGGCUCGACCUGUAGUAGCUGGGACAACGAGGACCCCAACUCUGACACCAGCUCCAGCCAGGACAGCAGCACCCCUCAUGAUACCAACACUUCUUCCUCUGUGGAUUGGGACACUGUUGAGAGGCCAGGGGUGGUCCCCAACGGGGACAGACUCAACGUGAUGAUCCCGAGGAGGCCUCAGGAGGGGCUGAGAGCUGACAGUGCUCGUAGGGCCACCAGGUCCCCGGCCAGAGGAGACACAGCGGGCCAGAGAAAGGAGGAUUCUGGCAGUGGGGGAGAAAGUGCUGGCCAGCACUGGGCGAAGCUGCGGGCAGAAAGCGGCUACUUCUCCUUGGAGCGACAUCGCUCAGGGCAAACCCAGGCUUCCUCCGGGACACCACCGGGUGGACCUCGGACCGCCACCCAGGCUUCUUCUGCUCAAAGAGAUGUUUUCCAGGAUGCUUCUUCUGCACAAGCACCCUCCCAAGCUUCCUCUCUACCCAGAAACACCCAAAGGGACGCCCCCAGGACCUUAGCCACACAGCGGAACACCCCCAGAACGUCCUCUCCUUCGAGAGGUUCCCAGAGGGACACUCCUAGAACCAUGUCCACCCAGAGAAGCAGCACUCCGCUGUCCUCUCCUCUCAGAGCCCCUCAAGAGGGCCUCAAGACCUCCACACCACAAGAUGGCCCCCACGUUGCAUCGUCUCCUUGUGCCCAAGCCUCCUCUCCCAACAGAACCACCCAGCGGGAAAAUCUCACGACUCCCUGUGCCCAGAGGGACAAUCCUAGGAGCUCCUCUCCCAACAGAACCACCCAGAGGGACAACCCCAGGACUCCCUGUGCCCAGAGGGACAAUCCCAGGACUCCCUGUGCCCAGAGAGACAAUCCCAGAAGCUCCUCUCCCAACAGAACCACCCAGAAGGACAAUCCCAGGACUCCCUGUGCCCAGAGGGACAAUCCCAGGGCCUCCUGUGCCCAGAGGGACAAUCCCAGAAGCUCCUCUCCCAACAGAACCACCCAGAAGGACAACUCCAGGACUCCCUGUGCCCAGAGGGACAAUCCCAGAAGCUCUUCUCCCAACAGAGCCACCCAGAGGGACAACCCCAGGACUCCCUGUGCCCAGAGGGACAAUCCCAGAAGCUCUUCUCCCAACAGAGCCACCCAGAGGGACAACCCCAGGACUCCCUGUGCCCAGAGGGACAAUCCCAGGACCUCCUGUGCCCAGAGGGACAACCCCAGAAGCUCUUCUCCCAACAGAGCCACCCAGAGGGACAACCCCAGGACUUCUUGCACACCUCAGAACACCCCCAGGAACCCUUCUACCCAAGGAGGCAAGACUACAGCCUCCUGUAGCAGAUGGGAACAUCUCCGAAGCGCCUGCACCCAGCGAGACAACCCAGGACCAUCAUCAUCAUCUUCCUUCCCACGAGACAACCCCAGGGUUUCCUCUCAAGGCUGCACCCAAAAGGACAACCCAGGAGCAUCAUCUCCCCGCCGGGCCACUCAGGGGAGUAGUUCCCGGAACCCUUCUCCCCACUGUACCAACAAAGAUAUCCCCUGGGCCUCCUUCCCCCUUCGACCCACCCAGAGUGACGGUCCUCGAACCUCAUCGCCAUCUCGCACCAAACAGAACCAGGUGCCUUGGGCAUCCAUUUCCCUCCGGCCAACCCAAGGGGACAGGCCUCCGGCCUCAGCUCCUACCAAACUAGCCCAUCACGACCCUUCCCAGCACUAUUCGCCGUCCCCGGCCACCUCCUCCUCUCAUAACCCAGGCCAUCCAAGCGCCUCUCGGACUUCAUCGCCUCCACACCCAGCACCCCGAGGGGCCCCCCAGAUCGCUUCCGAGUCCGCCCAGCCACCAUGUGCUGUGUGCAUUGGGCACAGGGAUGCCCCUCGCGCCUCUUCACCCCCUCGCUAUUUUCAGUACGACCCUUUCCCCUUCUUUCCAGACCCCCGCUCGUCUGAGAGCGAGUCGCCCCACCACGAACCCCCCUACAUGCCACCUGCAGUGUGUAUCGGGCACCGUGAUGCCCCCCGGGCUUCUUCACCACCUCGCCAUACCCAGUUUGACCCCUUCCCCUUCCUCCCAGACACAUCGGAUGCCGAGAACGAGUCCCCCCAGCAUGAUCCUCCGCAGUUUCCCCCACCAGUGUGCAUCGGGUACCGUGAUGCCCCCCGGGCCUCUUCCCCACCGCGCCAGUUCCCAGAGCCCUCCUUCUUCCAGGAUCUCCCCAGGGCCAGCACAGAGAGCCUUGUCCCUUCCACAGACUCUAUGCAUGAGCCUCCCCACGUCCCCACGCCUGUAUGUAUCGGACACAGAGAUGCUCCCUCCUUUUCCUCCCCACCACGCCAGGCGCCCGAGCCUUCCCUCUUUUUCCAGGAUCCCCCUGGCGCCAGUAUGGAGAGCCUUGCCCCUUCCAUUGACUCUCUGCACGGCUCCCCGCUGCUGCCCCCCCAAGUGUGCAUCGGCCAUCGGGAUGCACCCAGAGCCUCCUCCCCUCCCCGCCACCCACCCGGUGAUCUAGGUCUCCUGGCCCCCUCCCCUCCCCCAGGGAGCUCAGGCUCUCGAGGCUCAGCACCCCCAGGGGAAACCAGACACAACUUGGAGAGGGAGGAAUACACCAUGCUGGCCGACCUGCCCCCACCCCGGAGGCUGGCCCAGAGGGGGCCAGAGCCCCAGGCACAGGGCAGCAACGAGGGCCGGACCCGCAGCCCUGGCCGGGCGGAGGUGGAACGCCUCUUCGGGCAAGAGCGCAGGUGAGCCAGGGCAGGGGCAGCCAGGUGGGCUGGGGAGGAGAGCAGUUGGAAAGUUCCAGAAGCAGGAGUUCAAGCCCGGCUGCCCACUGGCUGGGCAGUCUUGGGCAAGCCACUGUGUCUCUCUGUCUGUACCUUAGGAUUUUUUUCCCCCUGAGGUUAAAGUAACAGCGUGGGUAGCCAAGUAGUUACAAACCAACAAACAGCUGGUGUCUGGCAGGCUUAGUUUAAAUCUAGGGUCAAAGCUACCCGGUAUCCUGUGAUACCUGCUUAGAGCAAUUGAAUCUGCUUGGGCCUCAGUUUCUUCCUCUGUCAAAUGGGGAAAAACUAAAAGCACAUUGAUUUCAAUGAGGCGGAACUCUUGAAGGGUUUGCUCCAGAGCAGUGGGUUUAGUGUUUCUUCCCCGCAUGAGGGAGGAAACAGAAAGUACCCAUGACUCUUUCCCUGUGCUUUGUAGGAAGGCAGACAUGCUUGUUUUACAUGUGCAGCCAAUGGCUGGGGUGCAGCUCAGUGGUGGGGUGCUUGGCAGCAUGCACAGGCCCUGGGUUUGAGCCACUAAGUAGAUAAAUGUCCUGGGUUUCAUUCCUCUGGGUGCUGGGGAUGGAUCCCAAGACGUGCGCCUGCCAAGGAGAUCCUCUGCCCCCAUCCCAGAGCGGUCCACAAGAGCUCCUAGAGUUGCUGACUUUCGAAAGUUAGGGAUUACUUUCCUGGGACGUGGCCACAGAGUCCCAAAUCCUAGUGGCCUGUGAAUGUCCUAAAGCGUCAGUAGCAGGUCACAUGAGAGGAGAAACAUCCCCCUCCUGCUCUGGCUGGGAUUUCUGUCCUCAGCAGAGCCAGCCCCUGAAUUUUUAGAGAUGUAGUUCCACUAAUCAUAGACAAGAGAAGGGGGGGGGGGUGCCUAGAAGGCUGGAAACUUUUUGUGUAUUAUCUAAUGGGCUUUAGAUCCGACUGAACAGAGCAGCCCUCAUGGUGACAUAAUUCUAGAUCAUUUCCAGCACUCUGCCCCCCUUUUUCCUUUUGG